This is a messenger RNA of Spirometra erinaceieuropaei, 321 nucleotides long. NCBI's taxonomy places the organism in Eukaryota, Metazoa, Platyhelminthes, Cestoda, Diphyllobothriidea, Diphyllobothriidae. The record is from the annotation of a GenBank genome assembly.
AUGCACAACAGUCUGGACGGAUUUCAGGUCCAUCAUCCCAAGGCAAAACUGCAGUUUCCGUCAGUGAAUACACGACUUGAGGGAUGUCGGGGAGAAAAUGCAGGUGAUGAUGAUGAUGAUGAUGAUGGUGAUGAUGAUGAUGAUGAUGAUGAUGAUGAUGAUGAUGAUGAUGAUGAUGAUGAUGAUGAUGAUGAUGAUGAUGAUGAUGAUGAUGAUGAUGAUGAUGAUGAUGAUGAUGAUGAUGAUGAUGAUGAUGAUGAUGAUGAUGAUGAUGAUGAUGAUGAUGACGAUUUUAAAGCAUACAAGGACAGCAGGAUUUAA